Messenger RNA from Anas platyrhynchos (mallard), 4515 nucleotides. RefSeq names its product ATPase H+ transporting V0 subunit a1 (gene ATP6V0A1). Gene Ontology annotation, molecular function: proton-transporting ATPase activity, rotational mechanism; ATPase binding. Gene Ontology annotation, biological process: vacuolar acidification; proton transmembrane transport. Gene Ontology annotation, cellular component: plasma membrane; vacuolar proton-transporting V-type ATPase complex; vacuolar proton-transporting V-type ATPase, V0 domain. Lineage: Eukaryota; Metazoa; Chordata; Aves; Anseriformes; Anatidae. The record is from RefSeq and is a predicted model, not a curated record.
GUCACUUCCGCUGCGGCAGCGGCGCCGUGCGUCGUUGCUAGGAGACGUGCGCGGUGACGUCAGGGGCGGGCGCCGCGGUCGAUCAGCUGGUGGCGGAGCUGCGGGGCCGCGGCGGCGGCGGCAGGGACCCCGGCGGCGCCAUGGGGGAGCUGUUCCGCAGCGAGGAGAUGACCCUGGCGCAGCUCUUCCUGCAGUCCGAGGCCGCCUACUGCUGUGUCAGCGAGCUGGGCGAGCUGGGGAAGGUGCAGUUCCGCGACCUGAACCCGGACGUGAACGUGUUCCAACGUAAAUUCGUUAAUGAAGUCAGGAGGUGCGAAGAAAUGGACCGCAAGCUGAGGUUCGUUGAGAAGGAGAUUAAAAAGGCAAAUAUUCCUAUCAUGGACACUGGUGAAAACCCAGAGGUGCCUUUUCCACGUGACAUGAUUGACUUGGAGGCGAACUUUGAGAAAAUUGAAAAUGAGCUUAAAGAAAUCAACACAAACCAGGAAGCCCUGAAGAGAAACUUCUUGGAGCUGACAGAGUUAAAAUUUAUACUGCGUAAAACUCAGCAAUUUUUUGAUGAGGCUGAAUUGCAUCAUCAGCAGAUGGCGGAUCCAGACCUGUUGGAGGAAUCCUCUUCACUCCUGGAGCCAAGCGAGAUGGGAAGAGGUGCCCCACUACGGCUUGGGUUUGUGGCUGGUGUGAUCAACCGUGAGCGAAUCCCCAUGUUUGAGCGCAUGCUGUGGCGAGUGUGCCGAGGGAAUGUGUUCCUGCGUCAGGCAGAGAUUGAAAACCCCCUGGAGGAUCCUGUAACGGGGGAUUAUGUGCACAAGUCUGUGUUCAUCAUCUUUUUCCAAGGUGACCAGUUAAAGAACAGAGUCAAGAAGAUAUGUGAAGGAUUCCGUGCCUCCCUCUACCCGUGUCCAGAAACACCACAGGAGCGGAAGGAAAUGGCUUCUGGUGUCAAUACCAGAAUUGAUGAUCUUCAGAUGGUGCUGAACCAAACAGAGGAUCAUCGCCAAAGGGUUCUGCAGGCAGCUGCUAAAAAUAUCCGUGUCUGGUUCAUCAAAGUACGCAAGAUGAAGGCCAUUUACCAUACCCUGAACCUGUGCAAUAUCGAUGUGACACAGAAGUGCUUGAUUGCUGAAGUCUGGUGUCCUGUUGCUGACCUCGAUUCUAUCCAGUUUGCUCUCAGGAGAGGCACUGAGCACAGUGGAUCCACUGUCCCAUCCAUUUUAAAUAGGAUGCAAACUAAUCAGACCCCACCAACAUACAACAAAACUAACAAGUUUACUUGUGGCUUUCAAAACAUUGUUGAUGCUUAUGGCAUUGGAACUUAUCGGGAAAUAAAUCCAGCGCCGUACACAAUCAUUACCUUCCCGUUUCUGUUUGCUGUGAUGUUUGGAGAUUUUGGCCAUGGAAUCCUGAUGACUCUGAUUGCUGUCUGGAUGGUGUUCAGGGAAAGUCGUAUUCUGUCACAGAAAAGUGACAAUGAGAUGUUCAACACUGUUUUUAGCGGCCGAUACAUCAUUCUACUGAUGGGACUGUUCUCCACCUACACGGGCCUCAUCUAUAACGACUGCUUCUCCAAGUCUCUUAAUAUGUUCGGCUCAUCAUGGAGCGUUCGGCCGAUGUUCACAAAAGGCAAUUGGUCAGAUGCUCUGCUGGAGACUACUCCUCUGCUUCAGCUGAACCCUGCUAUUCCAGGGGUGUUUGGUGGUCCGUAUCCCUUUGGCAUUGACCCAAUCUGGAAUAUCGCCACCAAUAAGCUGGCCUUCCUCAAUUCAUUUAAGAUGAAAAUGUCUGUGAUUCUUGGCAUUAUCCACAUGCUCUUUGGUGUCACGCUGAGUCUUCUCAACCACAUAUAUUUUAAGAAGCCACUGAACAUAUACCUUGGAUUUAUUCCAGAAAUUAUUUUCAUGUCCUCACUGUUUGGAUACCUUGUUAUUCUCAUUUUCUACAAAUGGACAGCCUACGAUGCUCACACAUCAAAGGAUGCACCAAGCCUUUUAAUACAUUUUAUCAAUAUGUUUCUGUUCUCCUAUGGCGAUACCAGUAACAAGAUGCUUUACAAAGGGCAGCAAGGGCUCCAGUGUUUCCUCGUGGUGGUGGCGUUACUGUGCGUGCCGUGGAUGCUGGUAGCUAAACCUCUGGUCCUUCGCCAUCAGUAUUUAAGGAGAAAGCACUUGGAAGGGCAGCCCGUGGAGGCCCAAGUCAGCACAGUCCCGAACGAGCAGGCACUAGAGGCAGCAGCGGCUGCAACAGGGACACACAACUUUGGUGGGAUCCGGGUGGGCAAUGGACCAACUGAGGAGGAUGCUGAGAUCAUUCAACAUGACCAGCUAUCUACCCACUCUGAGGAGGGGGAAGAGCCUACAGAGGAUGAGGUGUUCGACUUUGCCGACACGGUGGUGUACCAGGCAAUCCACACCAUUGAGUAUUGCUUGGGGUGCAUCUCAAACACUGCGUCCUACUUGAGACUCUGGGCUCUCAGCUUAGCCCACGCACAGCUCUCGGAGGUGCUCUGGACCAUGGUGAUCCACGUUGGCCUCAGUGUGAGGAGUCUGGGUGGAAGCUUCGGCCUUUUCUUCAUAUUUGCUGCUUUUGCUACCUUGACGGUAGCGAUUCUCCUGGUCAUGGAGGGCCUGUCUGCUUUUCUCCAUGCUCUUCGCUUGCACUGGAUUGAGUUCCAGAACAAGUUCUACACUGGCACUGGGUUCAAGUUCCUGCCCUUCUCAUUCGAUACCAUCCGCGAAGGGAAGUUUGACGAUUAGAGAUCCCUCUGCUCCAGCAGUGUUAACCACCUGUGAUCUAUGCCUAGUACUGUCCCGUGUGUCUGAGUUGCAUGUACUCCUCCCCUAGUGAAAAUAACUUAUUGCAGCAGCCUCGAGUGUUAUCGUGGAAUUUCCAAGCCGAGAGCUUUGGCAUUCUCGGGUACUGAGUGACACUGGAUCAAAGAAACUGCUCCUUCCUUAAGUUUACUGCUGAAGAUAUGAAGUGCAUGAAGUGUUGGUGUGGUGUGUAAUAGUGUCCUUCUCGUGUUGUGAGCUUCCUGGCAGGCUUAUCAGGGCAGCAUGAGAAAAAUGCAGCUACAGCUGAGUGGGCAUAAAGGCACACGGAGAAGAAAAGGCAACUUCAGCUUGCGUAAAGCUUGCUGCUCAGGAAAAGAGAUUUUUUACAGGGAGCUUUGCAUGUGGAUCUACGUGUCUCAGCCUCUGAUUAAAUUAUGAGCAAUGGGCAGUUCAGGGUGUGCUUCUCCUACCUCCAGUGCUUCCACGUGUGCAAUGUUUUUUUAAUCUGGCAAAAACAACCUCUUACCCUUUGAGAUUCAGCUCUUCUCUGACCUCUGGACAAGACUUGAGGUGCUGGGAUGAAGGGGCACGGCUCGAGGGGCCUCAGCUAAGUGUGGGGGGGUUCUCUUUGUGCCCUAGUGAUGGAGAAACACCUGGCCUUUGCCUGGCUUGUCCUUGAAAAAAAAAAAAAUCCGGUUUCUCUCCUUCAUGGAGAGAAGAUGCUCCUUUAACCAAGCAUCUGCAUGCUCAAAUAUCCCAGGCAAAGCUCCGUGCCUGGUUCUGCUGCUUGUUUCUGGAGUCUGGUGAGCACGGGGACUUUGCUGCUGCUAGCCCAGGCCUGUGUGCGGGUGCCUUGGGGCCAGCCUGCACAGCUCAGCCUAAAACCAUGACUGGAAAGACAGACAGAGAGAGACUGGGUGUUUUUUGGACAGACGUGGGGUACAUCGGGAAGCGCUCUGGUGUUCCUUCCAGGUACCACGUGUCCCCAGUGCGCGGGGCUGCCUGUGCACCUCGUGGACAUGGUCCAGCUGUAAGAUGCCUACACGUGCCAGUUGCACUGUCGUGGCUGUCUCAUUUCAAAACAAAGCCCCGAGGCUGCAAAGCCCUCAGAGGUGCUGGCACAUCCAGCUGACCCCUUGUGCAUGAUGGCAUCCAGCUUUUGCAGGAGCAGAGGUCCCGGUGGCAAGGGUACGCUCAUGGUCUAAGAGGCCCAUCAAGGGAGAAGAGAGGCUGAGUCUUCCCCAAAGGGUCUUCCCCCCCAAAAAAAGUCUCCGUGGCAGUGGGGUCUCUGCCGUAUUUCCCCACUGCACCCGUUGCUUUUUUCUCCUGUGCAAGGUGAGCGCUGCCUUGCCCUCCUCACCGUGACGUAGCUGUAGGAGCAGGGAGCUGUGUGUGUGUCUAUGUUGUGUGUUGUUGUUAAUUGUCACAGUGGAUCUGGAGUAUUUAUGUAUGGACAGCGUAGAACAAUAACAAGAAUCAUCGUAACCUGGAUCUGAAGCAGAAAUGCCACACAGAAAGGGGAAAGGUGUGUGUGCACUUGGUGCAGAUGGUGUCACGCGUGCGUGCGGAGCUGCGCUUCGUCACCUUCUGGGCCACUGCUGUGUUUACAGGCAGACCUUGCUGUAUGUUUACAAGGGUGUUUGCAGAAAGACAACAUCAAAAUGCAGCUGGAGCAGCGACCGCAGUCCUGCCCAGGUGGAACGUGUUGCUGAUGGUCACUAUAAAUUAAACUAACUGCACUACC